AAACAAAAAGCGCAACAUAAAAAUCUCGCUUAACUCGAUCUGUCCUUGAUACGGUAGUUAGUGUGUUUAGUUCCACAUCCUCGGGACCGGAAAGAUGAAUCGUUUGUUCGGUAAAUCGAAACCCAAAGAACCGGGUCCAAGCAUUAGCGACUGCAUUAGCGGGGUCGAUUCGCGGGCUGAGGCAAUCGAGGGCAAGGUGAAAACGCUCGAUAACGAGCUGCGGAAGUACAAAGAUCAGAUGGCCAAGAUGCGCGAGGGACCCGCUAAGAACGCCGUCAAGCAGAAGGCCCUGCGAGUGUUGAAGCAGCGCAAGCAGUACGAAAGCCAGGUAGAGAACCUGCGCAAUCAGUCGUUCAACAUGGAGCAAGCCAACUUUGCACAUCAAACGCUGAAGGAUACACAAGCGACGGUAGCGGCCAUGAAGGACGGCAUGAAGUCGAUGAAGAAGGAGUUUAAAAAGAUCAACAUUGAGGAAAUUGAAGACAUACAGGACGAUAUGGCCGAUAUGCUGGAGCAGGCCGACGAGGUACAAGAGGCGAUGGGCCGUACGUACGGUAUGCCGGAGAUAGACGACGAUGAGCUGCAGGCUGAGCUGGAUGCCCUCGGUGACGAAAUAGCGCUUGAUGACGAUGCGAGCUAUCUGGAUGACGUCGUGAAAGCACCGGAAGCUCCCGACAAGGAACCGGGUGCCGACAGUGUCACCAACAAGGACGGAAUCUUAGUGGACGAGUUCGGAUUGCCGAAAAUUCCUGCUUCGGUGAAAACAACCUAAGAACAGCCUUUCCGGGCCUCCCUCCCAUCAUAAUUAUUUUACUUCAUAUACAGUUCUGCUUUCGGUGGCAUCGUCGGUUGCGUUCGGUUACCUUUAUUGCGGUCGCUACACGCGUCAGGUUAACUGCAGGAACGACAGUAGUGAUUACCAAAACUGUGUCCCACUGUGAAAUGGCACCACGUUUCUCUUGUUUAUAAAGCGAGUUUAUACACUAAUCCUAACAUAAAUGAGCAAAGUCCCGUGAAAUCCACACAAUGUUCGG
This is a messenger RNA of Anopheles darlingi, 1034 nucleotides long. It is a transcript of the gene Vps60, whose product is annotated as charged multivesicular body protein 5. Bases 95 to 772 code for a protein of 225 amino acids. The record is from RefSeq and is a predicted model, not a curated record. Gene Ontology annotation, biological process: late endosome to vacuole transport via multivesicular body sorting pathway; vesicle budding from membrane. The transcript is spliced from 2 exons. Gene Ontology annotation, cellular component: multivesicular body. Lineage: Eukaryota; Metazoa; Arthropoda; Insecta; Diptera; Culicidae.